AUGACGCUCAAGAGACAGCCCGAUGUCGCGACAGAUGUGUACACUACACAGCUCGACCGGUUGGCUGCGAAGGUUCUCCGCUUGCACGAACUAUAUGAUCCCAGUAGCCGUGUUAUGAUUGCGAUAUCUGGUGUUCCGGGAUCAGGUAAAACGACGUUGGCAACAGCCUUGGCAGCAAAGCUCCAGAGUGCACAGCCUAAACAGAACUUUGUCGCCAUGGUCCCCAUGGAUGGAUUCCAUUUGUAUAGAUCGCAGCUAGCAGCAAUGCCCAAUCCAGCUGAAGCUAUCCAUCGUCGGGGCGCUGCGUUCACCUUCGAUUCGGAGCGGUUCCAUCGCCUGGUUCAAGUCCUCCGAGAACCAGUGACCGACGCCACACCCAACAUCUUCGCUCCGAGCUUCGACCAUGCCGUGAAGGAUCCUGUGGAAGACGACAUUUGCGUACCAAAAGAGGCUCGCGUCAUAGUCUUCGAGGGAUUGUAUCUGAGUCUUGACAGAGAGCCUUGGCGAUCAGCUGCGAGUCUAAUGGAUGAGUUGUGGUUUCUGAACAUUGAUCGCGAGUUGUCUCGGGCAAGACUGGUAGAGCGUCACGUUGCUUCAGGCAUUGUUCUGGAUCGCGCGGCUGCGGAGCAUCGCGUGUCUAGCACAGACAUGUUGAAUGCUGAUGAUAUCAUCCACCAUCGCCUGCCUGUACACGAAUAUAUCGAGUUCUGA
Messenger RNA from Colletotrichum siamense, 711 nucleotides. RefSeq names its product putative uridine kinase. Gene Ontology annotation, molecular function: ATP binding; kinase activity. The transcript is spliced from 2 exons. Lineage: Eukaryota; Fungi; Ascomycota; Sordariomycetes; Glomerellales; Glomerellaceae. The record is from RefSeq and is a predicted model, not a curated record. Bases 1 to 711 code for a protein of 236 amino acids. Gene Ontology annotation, cellular component: cytoplasm.